Anopheles coustani is the source of this 2607-nucleotide messenger RNA. RefSeq names its product mitochondrial glutamate carrier 1-like. The transcript has 8 exons. The coding region runs from base 190 to 1161 and encodes 323 amino acids. Gene Ontology annotation, molecular function: L-glutamate transmembrane transporter activity; L-aspartate transmembrane transporter activity. The record is from RefSeq and is a predicted model, not a curated record. Lineage: Eukaryota; Metazoa; Arthropoda; Insecta; Diptera; Culicidae. Gene Ontology annotation, biological process: L-glutamate transmembrane transport; malate-aspartate shuttle; aspartate transmembrane transport.
UCAGUCGCGACCAGCUGAAAUCUGUUUACUGCCUGAUUCACCUUUCCCCGGGCUUUAUAAUUGAGAGUUGUUAACAUUGAUCGACAGUGCGCAUUCUGCAGGGAAACAAGUGUGUUUGUUGUCCGCGGUCUAGUCUCGAAUUGCUGAUAGUGUGGAAGUAUUGCAAGCGAAAACAAAGUUUUGUUAACCAUGGCCAGCAACAACAGCUCUCCGGCAGCGACCGCCAGUAGCAACGCAAAGCAGUUCGCAUUGCUGCCGAAAAUUAUUAACGGAGGUAUCGCUGGAAUUAUUGGUGUUUCUUGUGUGUUUCCUCUGGAUCUCGUUAAGACUCGAUUGCAAAAUCAGCAAGUUGGCCCAAAUGGAGAAAAAAUGUACAAUUCCAUGCUAGAUUGUUUCAAAAAAACCUACCGAGCCGAGGGUUAUUUCGGUAUGUACCGCGGAUCAGCGGUUAACAUUUUGCUUAUCACACCGGAAAAAGCAAUCAAAUUAGCGGCAAACGAUUUUUUCCGCCAUCACCUAACCACCGCCAAUGGAUCAUUGCCUAUAACUCGCCAGAUGGCCGCCGGCGGAUUGGCAGGUUUAUGUCAAAUCGUCAUAACCACCCCUAUGGAGCUUUUGAAAAUUCAAAUGCAAGAUGCCGGACGUGUUGCUGCUCAGGCUAAAGCGGCAGGAAAAACUUUACCGAAAGUUUCUGCUACUUCCAUUGCAAUGGAGCUUGUGCGCACAAAGGGUAUAACUGGAUUGUACAAAGGAACUGGUGCUACCGCGUUGCGUGAUGUGUCAUUUUCGAUCGUGUAUUUCCCGUUGUUUGCCACUUUGAAUGCCCUCGGUCCUCGCCGUGAUGAUGGUAGCAAUGAAGCAGUAUUUUGGUGUUCGUUCUUGAGUGGCUGUGCUGCCGGCUCAAUGGCAGCGCUGGCGGUUAAUCCGUUCGACGUAGUUAAAACACGCCUUCAAGCUCUCAAAAAAGCCGAAGGCGAGAUGCAGUUCAAUGGUGUGGCUGAUUGUAUCGGAAAAACUCUAAAGCACGAAGGAGUGACUGCAUUUUUCAAGGGAGGACUGUGCCGUAUGAUCGUCAUCGCACCACUGUUCGGUAUUGCGCAGAUGGUUUACUUCCUCGGUGUCGCAGAGGCCCUGCUCGGCACUAAAUCCGGUAAUAAGUAAAACUAUUUUUAUCGUGUGUCUUUGUGUGGAUCAUUUGUGCUACCAACCAUCGAUCCAACUAUGCUUGAUAUUUCUAAAACAAACCACCAACAUAACAUAAUUAAUUGACAACAUCAACCAAACCAAUAAAAACGGUUGAAAGAUACUGAUGGCUGCCCUUGGAAGAUAGUCCGACAAGUUCUCAGAAGAAUCUAACUCAUGAAUGGGUAGUAUUGUUUGCCACAUGUUUUGACCAGUAGUUGUCCUUGUAUGAAAGAUUACUGUAAACGAUUCUUAGUAAUUUGCAACGUUACUAUUGGUUGUUAACUGUGGGCAAGGGAUGUUUGAUUUUGAAAAACCCAUUAUGCGUUUACAACAGAAGCUUAAAUUUCCCCAAAAGUUUAAUGUCAUCUGCUUCUGGAAAUUAUUUUUCCACUUCUGAAUGGCUAAAACAACAUUUUAUUUUAUUGACGUUAGGCAGAAAUUGAUUGAUCUGAAUUGGUCAAUAUUGCGUUAAAAGCUAUCGCUGGUAAAUGUUAGAAUCAUAUCACGUAAUUUAAAGCUGCAAGAGGUAGUUAAAAGUAGUUUGAAAGAAAACUACGUAAUGAUACGACCAGUCCGCAUUUCACGGAAUUACAUUGAUUUAUUACGUACAAGCAUUCGGGUCUGAAUCUUUUAAAAUAAUUAUUUGUGAAUAUGCCCUUCAAUUUGAACCGCUAUGUAUUGAUGUUUAUGGCAAAAUGUUGAUGAAUCAAUUAAAAAUGAAGCGGAUUGACUGAGCAAUGCGUCCAGUAGAGCUUCGAGAAAUACAAUGUUAUCAAUACCCUGAUUGUGAAAAAAACAACCUUGUAUGUAACGCAAUGUAAAACGAAAUUGUUUGUGUUCACUACGAAGCAUGUCGGGUGCUCGUGAUUGCAUGUUUACUAGUGUACUAAUCCUACAUACAACGGAUUAUGUGUUACCUUUUCUUCAGCGCAAUCUGUUUAAUUGUCAAAACACGUAUAAAUAUUGCAAGGUUAUUGAAAAAUGGAUACACGGGAAACAUCAAUUAAACUUGUCCUUCGGUAAGCGAUCAGCAACAACAUCUCAAGACAAUAAAAAAGUAAUCUAAAUGAUGUUCCUUAUAGCAAAGAAAACAUUGUGCAAGGCAUAUGAAUAUUGUAACAAUCCCAAUCACAUACACAGACACACAUACACAUACCUACAUACAAAUUACUUCCACCCACAAAUAAUAACGAAAUCAAUUACAAUUUUGUGGUUGAACAAACGCGUGUGUUGCUCUAUGCUAAGAAUAGCGAAAAGACUAUUAAUGGAUAUGUAAAUGCUCGACAUUCGUAGUACAGCAAAUGCAUGUAAUAAAUAUAAAGAAAAUGAACGUUGUAUCUAAACACGAUGAACAUCAACAACAAACAAAAUAAACCCAAUAGCAAUGUGACGAUGAUACUAAACACCGAAAUAAAUGAAAAU